Vollenhovia emeryi is the source of this 1439-nucleotide messenger RNA. RefSeq lists its product as uncharacterized. The record is from RefSeq and is a predicted model, not a curated record. Gene Ontology annotation, biological process: neuron differentiation; regulation of DNA-templated transcription; central nervous system development. The transcript has 2 exons. Lineage: Eukaryota; Metazoa; Arthropoda; Insecta; Hymenoptera; Formicidae. The coding region runs from base 159 to 1427 and encodes 422 amino acids. Gene Ontology annotation, molecular function: DNA-binding transcription factor activity, RNA polymerase II-specific; DNA binding.
UUCUUUUUAAAGUCGAAUUAAUAUCUGCGUUCAUAACACAAAAGAUUAAUAAGUAAUUAAUGUUAACCGUUUUCUGACGACUAUAUGAUUCAAUAAUAUUAGUUACAGUGACAGAAAAAUAUUGGGGAAAGCUAACAGUGUCAAGAGAACAUUUCAAAAUGGAGACGAGCGAUCCGUCGGGUAGACUAACGGCGGAAGACUUAUCGGAUUGCAUAAGUGACAGUAGCCACUCGGAAUCUCAGUUAAGAGCAUUUCAAAGUUAUGAGCGCAUUAAAGAACUUAAUCUAUCCAUUGAUAAAACCAAAGAAGACGCAUCGACGGAACCAAAGGAUUUUCAUCUUAGUCUCGAAGGCAACGAUAGAACGUCCCUUCGAUUCAACGAGUUUCCAUGCGAAAACUCGACCAGGAAUCUAACUAUGACGUUGAACAAGGCUAAAGAUUUCGCUUAUUCUACCAAUAAUUUAACUGAGAUUAAUUAUUCAUUAGAUAGAUCGAACGAGAAUGAGGAGUCAGCUGACGCUGCGACACUUUGCAGAUCGAAAAAUUCAAGCGCUAAGAAUGCGCUGUUUAAUUUGCGGGAAACCAAACAAAGGAGUCCUCAUGCGUCGUUGUCCUCCUUAGACAGGUACAGCAAGGAUCUCAAUUUUGUAGUGGAAAAGGAAAUGAAGGACUUCGGCCUGCUCAAGAAUUAUAAUCUUGAUCGCAUGAAAGAGUUCAAUUUUUCUCUGGAUAGAAUGAGGGACACUCACAUUAGCAGUUUGGCCCUCGAAAGAUUGCGCGGCGGUGCCGGUGUACUGGAAAAUUCGAGCAUGCUGGAUCACAAAGAAUUCAGGAAUUUGCAAGUACAGCCGAGGAAUCCCGAUCUCGAAGCCAUAGCUUUGGAGCGUAUGAGACGCUCGCAUCUGCUUGGUACGGAAUUAUCUGCGCAAAAUUUGUCGACGCAAGUACCGCAUUCGCACUCGAUCACGCAUAUGCAGCACUCUCAACAACAACAGCAGCAACAAGCGAAGUCUUUCACCAUCGACGCGAUCCUAGGCCUGAGGAAUAAUCAGCGAGAAAAGCGAAGUCAGCAGCAACAAUACAGAAAACAUCAAGGCCAGGAAAGCUCGACAAAGAACGGCAAUUCGAGUUCCAGUUCUGGCGGGGGCGGCAAAGUGAAGAGGGUACGAACAAUUUUCACGGCAGAACAAUUGGAACGUCUGGAGGGUGAAUUUGCACGUCAGCAAUAUAUGGUGGGCCCUGAAAGAUUGUACUUGGCUCACGCACUUCGAUUGACCGAGGCCCAAGUUAAGGUCUGGUUCCAGAAUCGUCGCAUCAAGUGGCGAAAGUUGCAUCACGAGCAACAGAGCCAGAGAGUACAUGAAUUCCAGCGCACGUUGAAUUCUUCGUUGGAGCACGAAGACAGCAACGAAACCGACAAAUGGUGAAACAGAAAAUCA